Anoplophora glabripennis (Asian longhorned beetle) is the source of this 796-nucleotide messenger RNA. RefSeq lists its product as uncharacterized. The transcript is spliced from 4 exons. The record is from RefSeq and is a predicted model, not a curated record. Lineage: Eukaryota; Metazoa; Arthropoda; Insecta; Coleoptera; Cerambycidae. Bases 320 to 796 code for a protein of 158 amino acids.
AAAUCUAUAAGUGCAGUGAACACGUGCAGCAGUAUUCCUUGUUUGGAUUUUUAUAAAACAGUUUUCCUGUACUUAACUAACCCUUAAGGAGGAGUCUACGGUCACCCCUUGGCACCGCCCCCAGCACCUCGCUGCUCACAACAAGUCCCCACACAUAAAUCUUCUUGUCACAAGCGGGCCUAAUCCCUCUUGAAAAGAAAGCAAGCCCCAACAAUCGCCUUUGAGUAAAUAUUUGCCGAAAGAUCGUAAUACAGAUUCGAAACGGACGAUGAUUUACCACUUUGCUGAAUCACCUGGUGUAACUGCAACCUAGAGUGCGAUGGGAGGUCCGACAGGGAAUGUUGUUAAACAAUCGUGUAUCGGGGGCGAUUUAUGGGCCAGCGGGGGUGAAAAUAGUCGGCUAAGGGAUGCUGAACGAUGCUUAUCUGGUGGCGGUCCUCGAGGUGCUGUGAACGCAGUAUGUGCUGAUGGGUUUCCUAUGGUUCUUCGGAAGAAAGAAGAGACCCUCAUCUUAACUGUCAUAGCAGAAUGGGGCUUUUUACUGGCCAAAGCUGUUGUCCAAGAAAGGGUCAAGAAUUGUUCAAUUGUUCGCCACUCUUUUUCAAAAAAAAAGAUAACAGUGGUUUUAAAGCUUUUAUGGCUUUGCACCUUUGUCAAUGGCGAUACUCUGAGACAUUCCGCAGUGGCCUCUGUAACUGUUCUAAUGAUUCCAAACGUUUCGUCGUACUUCACUACCGACAUCUUCAGUGGUGACUCUGCAAAUGCCGUAGCAGAUGUAGAACCAACAAGAACUUAA